Molecule: messenger RNA, 1150 nt
Organism: Camelina sativa (false flax)
Lineage: Eukaryota; Viridiplantae; Streptophyta; Magnoliopsida; Brassicales; Brassicaceae
Source: RefSeq, a predicted model, not a curated record
AAAUAAUGCUCGCCUCACACCAUCCGAACGACGCGACGCUUUGUAUGUUCGAUUCUUAGGUCGUCACGUGGCAGAGUCGUAGUCGAAGAAAAUAAAAAUGGCGGCGAUACAAGUGUUCAACCAAUUCCCCUGCAAAGCCAGAGUUAAGACCUCAUCGAACUUUAAAUCCAUUUCAAAGCCUCUGAUUACGAUUCCGAUGAGCUCAAUUGUUCACCGUCCGGUGUUGUCAACCGGAGGAAUCGCUGUUUCCCGUGCGGAUUUCAGAGUCCGAGCCACGGAGGCGGGAGAGAGAGGAUCGGCGGCUUUAACGGUAGCGGAUGAAGCAAUCGAAGCCGUGGAGGAGACGGAGCGGUUGAAGAGAUCGUUAGCGGAUUCGUUCUACGGAAUCGAUCGAGGUUUGAACACAUCUAGUGAGACCAGAGCCGAAAUCGGAGAUUUAAUCACACAGCUUGAGUCGAAGAACCCUACUCCAGCUCCGACGGAUGCUCUCUUCCUUCUCAACGGCAAAUGGAUCCUCGCCUACACAUCGUUUGUGAAUUUGUUCCCGUUGCUUUCACGAGGCAUCUUGCCAUUGGUAAAAGUGGAUGAGAUCUCACAAACCAUUGAUUCAGAUAACUUCACUGUUCAAAACUCUGUUCGUUUCGCUGGUCCUCUAGGUACAAACUCUAUUAGCACCAACGCUAAGUUCGAAAUCCGAAGCCCUAAACGUGUCCAGAUUAAGUUUGAGCAAGGCGUUAUCGGGACACCUCAGCUAACGGAUUCGAUUGAAAUACCGGAAAACGUAGAGGUUCUUGGUCAAAAGAUUGAUCUUAACCCGAUCAGAGGGUUACUUACCUCGGUGCAAGACACUGCCUCGUCUGUGGCUAGAUCCAUAUCGAGCCAACCACCGUUGAAAUUCUCUUUGCCAGGGGACAAGGCGGAGUCGUGGCUACUCACGACUUACCUAGACAAAGACAUUCGGAUCUCUAGAGGUGACGGUGGAAGCGUCUUUGUGCUUAUCAAAGAAGGAAGCCCUCUCUUGAAUCCUUGAACUUUGUCUAAAUAUAUGUCUCUCUCUCUCUUGUCGUUGUGUUAAGUGAGACCAAAUAAGUGAUGUUGUAGGUUUACUCCUUAGUGAUUAUAUGGAAGUAAGGGAACUUAUUUGUUUUAA